GCCUCAUGAAUAAUAACCACAGGGGGCGGGACCGGACCCACCCCCUCCGGCGGGAAGGGGGAAGCGCUGAGGCUGCCUGACUGGAAUGAGGGUAGCUGGGGCGACUGCGGCGGCGGGAGCGGGACAAGCCAUGGCGGUGUGGACGCGGGCCACCAAAGCGGGGCUGGUGGAGCUGCUUCUGAGGGAGCGCUGGGUCCGGGUGGUCGCCGAACUGAGCGGGGAGAGCCUGAGCCUGACCGGUGACGCCGCGGCGGCUGAGCCCGAGCCCGCUCUGGGGCCGGCGGCGACCGCCUUCAACGGCCUCCCGAACGGUGGCGGCGCCGGUGACUCGCUGCCCGGGAGCCCGAGCCGCGGCCUGGGCCCCCCGAGCCCGCCGGUGCCGCCGAGGGGCCCGGUGGGCGAAGCUGGCGCGUCGCCGCCCGUGCGCCGGGUGCGGGUGGUGAAGCAGGAGGCGGGCGGCCUGGGCAUCAGCAUCAAGGGCGGCCGCGAGAACCGGAUGCCGAUCCUCAUCUCCAAGAUCUUCCCGGGGCUGGCGGCCGACCAGAGCCGGGCACUGCGGCUGGGCGACGCCAUCCUGUCGGUGAACGGCACCGACCUGCGCCAGGCCACCCACGACCAGGCCGUGCAGGCGCUGAAGCGCGCGGGCAAGGAGGUGCUGUUGGAAGUCAAGUUCAUCCGAGAAGUAACGCCAUAUAUCAAGAAGCCAUCAUUAGUAUCAGAUCUGCCAUGGGAAGGUGCAGCUCCCCAGUCACCAAGCUUUAGUGGCAGUGAGGACUCUGGCUCUCCAAAACACCAGAACAGCACCAAGGACAGGAAGGUCAUUCCUCUCAAAAUGUGCUUUGCUGCUAGAAACCUAAGCAUGCCGGAUCUAGAGAACAGAUUGAUAGAACUACAUUCUCCCGAUAGCAGGAACACGUUGAUCCUACGCUGCAAGGACACAGCUACCGCCCACUCCUGGUUCGUAGCCAUCCACACCAACAUAAUGGCUCUCCUCCCACAGGUGUUGGCCGAACUCAACGCCAUGCUUGGUGCAACCAGUACAGCAGGAGGCAGCAAGGAGGUCAAGCACAUUGCCUGGCUGGCAGAACAGGCAAAACUAGAUGGUGGAAGACAGCAGUGGAGACCGGUUCUCAUGGCUGUGACUGAGAAGGAUUUGCUGCUUUAUGACUGUAUGCCAUGGACGAGGGAUGCCUGGGCAUCGCCAUGUCACAGCUACCCUCUUGUUGCCACAAGGUUGGUUCAUUCUGGCUCUGGAUGUCGAUCACCCUCACUUGGAUCUGACCUCACGUUCGCUACCAGGACAGGCUCUCGGCAGGGCAUUGAGAUGCAUCUCUUCAGGGUAGAGACACAUCGGGAUCUAUCGACCUGGACCAGGAUACUUGUUCAGGGUUGCCACGCUGCCGCUGAGCUGAUCAAGGAAGUCUCUCUAGGCUGCACAUUAAACGGCCAAGAGGCAAGGCUCACGGUCCACUAUGAAAAUGGGUUCACCAUCUCCAGGGAAAACGGAGCUCCCGGCAGCGUGCUGUACCGCUACCCCUUCGAACGGCUGAGGAUGUCUGCCGACGACGGCAUCCGGAACCUGUACCUGGACUUUGGCGGUCCCGAGGGGGAGCUGACCAUGGACCUGCACUCUUGUCCGAAGCCGAUUGUAUUUGUGUUGCACACGUUCUUAUCGGCCAAAGUCACUCGCAUGGGACUGCUUGUAUGAGCAGCAAAAAAUCAGAAAAGAGCCUUGAAUGUCGCAAGAAAUAUUUCCACCUCCAGAAAAAAAUUUUUUAAAGCACAAAAAGAAAGCUCUUUUCUCUAUCCUCCAGCACAGUGCCUUGACAAGGACCUGCAAAUCACUGCUGACCCGUAACCGUGUUUAAAGAAGAGCCUGCCUUUCACAAGCUACCUUGGCCAGAAUUUCUAGGACUCUGAUAAGCUCCAAAGUGAAGCUAUUGAUUUAUUGUCUGGUUUCCUAAUGUGGUUUCUAAGUAAUUCUGUUUAAUUCUCCUGCUACAAAGGGUGGCUCAUUGUUUUUCCUUUUGGACAUAGUCAGAUAUCUAAGAAGUUGUCUUUCUUUUCUUCCUAUAGGAUUUAUUUCAAACUUAGCUUUGGAUGACUGUCUUUUCCCAGGUGCUAGUUUGCAGCAGCCUGUGCUUCUUGGUCAUUCCAGCUAGGCUCUCCGUUGCGUUGGAGUUUUGGAGUUUACCGUCCUCCCUUGCUCACUCCUUCCACCCUAGGAGGUCCUCGAGUUGUAUCACCAAAGCGUUCUUCCAUCUGCCCCGGCUCUCACUGCAUCCCUCCCUGGCCAUCGCAUCCCAGUGCGUCAUGAGCUUUCCACUCCUAAGUGCUAACUUUAGGUCUUAGAACUUUUGAAAUUUGAUUUGCCUUGCCUUCCACUCCCUUUUUGGUGGUGACCAAGUUGAAAAGCAAGUUGGAAACCACUGCUUUAAAAAAAGUUUUACUCAUUUGAGGAUUUUCUGGUUUUCUCUUUGGUAGGAGCCAGGAGAUAAUGGUUAAGAUUUAUUUUAAAAGAAAAAUCCUCAUUUUAGCCUAAGCCAUUUUUUAUUGCUUACCAAAUGUGCCUUUGGUUAGGGUUAGUGGAGCUUUAUUAGUCACUAUUUGAAUAACUGGAUAUCACUGCCAUUCCAGGGAGAUCAUCUAUCCUAGUUUUAAAGAAUAGCCUUUGAGGCAGCUUUCCUUAGUGGUGUCUUUCCUGAUGGGCAGAUAUCUUUGAGGAAGAUAAAUCCUGGAGAACAAGUUUGUUUUAAGAGUAGAAUUUGUGGGAGAAGCGGGCUUUGCAGCACAAAUGAAAUAUCAAGCUGUUUUGGGCUCUGUGCACCCAUGUGGGAUCCUGGCCCUGGCCCUCUCCAUUCGUGGCAGCAGAGUGGCAUGAAUGGGCAGCUAACUCAAGACUCAGUGUGGCUUAGUAAUGCGUCCUACAGUGGACAGUGUGAUGAGACCAUGGAACAAGCUACCUGGGAUUGCGAAGCAGUAAGAUUGCUUACUUUGUGGUACUGAAGACCACAUUUGGCUUGUUAUUUCUAAUUAUGAAGUAGGUGUGAAUCUGAAAACUUUUAAAAUGGUAUAAUAGCUAUAUAAAGUGUCAAGAUUAGCACAGUCCCUAGAACUCAAAGAAAGGUAAUAUUGACAUGGGUGCUCUCUGUGUUUUCUCAAGAAAGGACUGGGAUUAGUUCUCAUUUACCAGAUUGAUCAGGAGUGCCAGAAGAGGAUAUAAACACUAUGGAGGCUGGAGCUAUUUGGUUUGAGUGCAGACUGAUGUACAGGUGGGGCGUGCGAAAGAGCCGACUCAUGAGCAGAGAGUUCUAGUUAGACAUUGUAACCCCGUGAUCUUCACUGCUUCCCUGUGUAGGGUGAGGUUAACCAUAGGCAGAGGCUGGGGAGAGAUGUCUCUUCUGCCCCCACCACCAGUCCCAAAAAUGAAUGAUCUCAUCCAUUUAAAACUGGAAAUUUAAAUCUAGACUAGAAUAUGUCUUUCAAGAGCUUUCUAUGUUUUGAAAAUUCAUAAACCCAAGUUUGGUUCCAUCUGGAAUUAAGUUUACAAAUUAGGGAAGAAAAAAAUACCUUGAAGGUCCUGCUAUGAUUUCUGGAAGAAUUUGGACACAUAAUACCCUCAGAUGAGGAGGGAGCUUAGACAUUCUUUGCAGUGAGAGUAUUAAUCUGAGAUGAAUCAUGUAAUCACAGACUUGGGCAGCAAAGCCAUUUAGUUGAGGUUUUCUGUGUUAGUGUGAAAGACUAAGCCACUGAAAAGAUUUUUGUGCAGAACUUCAGAGCCACCUGCUCAAUAGUUACAUGAAAAAGAUCUGUAAAAAGGGUGUGAUUAAAACAUGGGCAGGAGAGGCAAGACGUGUGCAUUUCAGACCCUUUUGUUCCAACUGAAGCCAUCAUGUAUAGCCCCUAGGUCCAUAGGGUUUUAAAUACUUAAUAGGGUUUCGAGUCUUGGUGUGAAAUGAAAUUGUAUGGGAGGUUUCCUGUGACCACUAGCACCCCCAAGAGCAAGAGCCCUUAAGCCUGUUUAGCAUACAUCAACAGCUUUCCAAUGAUGGAUGACCAGGUUGAUCUUCCAUUAAGUGUGUUUGUGGGAUUUUCAAACCACAAAUGAAGUACCUUUUAUGAAUGAGACAGCCUUGAUAAAUAUGUCUGUAUUUUCGAUCCACAGUCGGGAUCUGCAUACAAGGACGGCUGACUGUAUCCAUUGCUCUACGCCCUUUCAUAUAAAGGACGUGAGCAUCCCUGGAGUUUGGUGUCCAUGGGCGGUCCUGAAACCGAUCCCUUGUGGAUGCCAAGGGACGACUCUAGAUAAGUUUUUGGGGAGUCAAAAGCCAAUAAGUGGAUUUUCUACUGCAUGGGGAGUUGGCACCCCAGUCCCCACGUCCUUCAAGGGUCAAUUUGUACUUUGUAUUUAGAUGUCAAAAUAUGGCGUUAUUUUCAAAUGAUAACUAAUUGGCAUUUCUGAUAUUUCACAUCUUUUAUAGAACAGCUGAUUUUUCAUUUCCUUUUUAUUUUGAUUAGGAAAAUGGCUUAGAGUGUUGUGGGCUUCCAUGUGUAGAAUGUAAAGGAAUUGCAGAAUAGUGUCCCCUCAUUCCAGUGGACCACUUCCUGUGCCCCCGAGACCUGGGCUUAGACAUCUUCUCCCUAUUCCACACAGAUGCCUGUAAAAGCAAAGGCUCAGUGACUGCUUCUCUGAAAAAGGUAAGCCCUUUCCUGAAGUCAUCAAAUGAACCUUACCUGGAAAUUAAUAUCUAAUAUUUUAUAUGAAGAAAUACUUUAUGUUUAUACACUAUUUAUUAGAUAUUUGUAACUGUAAACUCACCUACCUAGUAGAGAGAGUUUCAGGUUAAAUAUUGGGACAUGUACAGGCCAUCAAAAAUACUACUUUAAAUGUCAUCCACCUAUUUUAAAGCCAUUUCAGUUAGCACUUUUUGGGCUAGGUAAAGUCCGAUCGUGCCUGUUUUUAUCAUCUAUAAUCUCACAGACCUUGUUAUUGAAAAAUUAUUGCAUAGGAGGAGAGAUUGAAUUAUUUAUUUCUUAUAUUUUUGUAAGUGGAAAAACCUCUAACCAACAAAUGAUUAAAGUUGUUACUGAUUUCUCUUAUCCUCCUAAGCAGAAUGGUAACAAAGCUUUUUUUCAGCUGAUUAAAUGCACUUAGCUAAUAAACCAAAAUUUUUUUCUUGAAACUGUGUGGAAUCUGGAUAAGAUUACAUUUCUCCCUUACUGUAAGUUGUUUUGAUGGACAAAAGUGUGACCAUAACUCUUGAGAAAAGGUUAUGAUGGAUUUUUGUGUGUGUGUGAGAGAAUCUCCAGGUCUUCUUAUUUAAUUUAUAUGCAUGUGGAUAUAUUUGUAUGUUUUCAAUAACAUGGAAGAAUCUCCAUAUUUUUAAAUGCAAAUUAUCUUAUAAGCUGCUAUGCAAUUUCUUUUAAAAGCCCUACCUACUUAAAGAAUGAAACAUUUUUGAAGCUUUCAGGGAAGACCUGUAGACUUAAGCACUUUCUCUGCUUUUUUGUAUCUUAUCUUGGACACUUACGCUAAAUUAUGUUAUUGUUUUUACUGGUUAUAAGCUAUUGAUUGUACAUAAUAUUUAAACCAUCCAAAUAUCCAGCGUACAUUUCCAUGUUUCUGCCAUCCACUGACACCACGAAUGAAAUGGCUGGUUAGAAAGCCAAAGGUCGGGUUUCUUCAAUCCCUAACAAAGAAGUAAAAUGCCAGAUCUCUUUGGUCUCAAAACGUUGUUUGGUCUGAUCUGACUAUCCGUGUAAGAAAAGAGACUUGUUUAACUGUGGGAUGCUUCAACUUUUCAGUUGAAUUGAACUAUAGUCAUAUCCUGUUUAUGUAUCUGUAUCAGGCAUAUUAUGGGGCAGGUGAUACUAUAUUCUAUCUUGAGUUUAGAAAUUUCAUUCCGUUGGAAUCAUUACAGUGGCUCCUGAAGACGAAAACAAAGGAAUCUGCCAUCUGCUACCAUUCUCUGUGUCCCGAUUUCAGUUGCUUGGAAAUCUAGAAUAAUUCUGACUUUUUAUAUACUUUCUUUAAAAACCAACCGCAGCAGUCUUCCCCCUUCCUCCUCCCUUUUUAAGCUACAUCUUUCACUUUGCUGAGUAUAUAGACACUCGAUAAAUGUUUGAUGAUAGUUUAAACAAUUAUGCUUUAUAUCAGGAUUCUGUUAUCUUGAGCAAUAUAGCUAUUCCUAUGGUGUAAUGAUACUAAGUGAAAUUUAUUUUACACUAGUAGUAGACUGCUUAAGUGGCUGAUUUGAAACCCUUUCUCUAAAAAAAACUAAAACAUCUGGCAGAUAGGUGAUUCAGGUUCAUCCUGUAAAUGGAUCGAGUUUCAGGUUAAGGUAAGGGACAGUAAGUGUGCACAUACAGCACAUGUUUCCUUGUCUCUUUCUGACACUAGUUAAACUGCCAACUGGAAGAAUUAUUGCUGUAUAUUAACUAGAAAAAAUAUUUUAACAAGAUUUCUUCUAUUAUUUCAAAACUGACAUACUUGAACUUAAUCUCUUGCCACUUACUCUUCCUUUCUACUUCAGGUGACUGAACCAAAGCCUAUUCUGCUUUUCAGAGUGAAUCUGCAUUUGAUAAAAUGCAUAAAUAUGCUAUUUGCAAAUGACUGCUUGUUCUCCGAUGAACAUUUAGUUAUAUUCAACAAAAACCUACCGUAUGAACUGUAACCCUUGAAUUGCCCCAAAAUAGACUGGUUGGAACUAAAAGGCUAUAGUAGAGAAAUCGUCAAUGCUUUGUUAUACAGGGGUGGACAAAAGUAGGUUUACAGUUGUUCAUAUGGAAAAUAAUUCAAUAAUCAAGAAAUAAUACAAGAAUAAGCUCCAUUUUGUGUACUUAUAACUGCAAACCUACUUUUGCCUAUUCCUGAAGGUUCAGAUUAGGCGACCUGAUGGAUUUCUAACUUCUGAGUCCUCCACGUACCUCACUCAGUUUUGCAGUGAUCGUCACCUCCGUGCCGUUGACACAAAUGCUUCUUUAGUUUUUGUGUCCGUCUUCAUCCCAGUCACAUGCACACCCUGACCCUGGGUGUUCUGUCACCUCUUCCAAAGUGAUGGAAGUCUCAUAUGCACAGACUAAAGGUUCUUCAGAGGCUUGGAGAAAUUUUGAAAUUGCAGAGCUAAUUAACGAUAUAUUAAUUUCUGUAGUCUUUCAUCUAGUAAGCAUUUACAGUUCUUCACAGGCACUCUGAAGGGUCCGCAAGAAAGUUCCUGGCCUCAAGUAGCACAUAACCCAUCACUUCCCAGUCAUGCCAUGCCACCUGUCUGUCCAAGGUUAAGUACAUAACCACUUCACGAAAGUACGUCAGAAGUUCUGCUCAUCCAGCAAACUGUAUGGUGUUUAAAAGGACACCCGGUCUCUGGGCCAUGCCAGCACGAAAGAAUUCCAAGCACAUUUAAGUAGGCUGGUCUUUUCAUUGUGCAUAAUUUUUUAAAUGCAAAAUGAAGACUUCAGUUUGGGGAGGAGAACACUGUAGAAUAUCCUGAGGGAGAUAAAUCACAACAACAGUUUUCUAUUGCCCAAAGUAGACCAAUGGGAAAGUUUUUAAAGAAAUGCUUCUUUUAAUGAUAAUGAGCAAAACUAACCCACCUAUUUCUAAAUUGUGCUGGCCCACUCAUUUUCACACUUACACCCUUUAAAGAUCUCAUCUGCUGUAAGUCCUUACGCAUGGUAGACAGAGUAUUUCUUCUUAAUGAAUCAAAAUGAUAUUUAAAACUUAGUACAAUCCCACUUAUUCUAGACACUGGCAUUCAAACUUAGUAAAAAGGCACUUAAAAGAAAAUGAGAGAUUGAAUAUUUCCAUAUUUUUUAUAUAGUAACAGUCCUUUCCUGUCCAGCUGCUUUCCUUUUAUCACUAGGGUCAGCCUUUUGGGUAACAUCCUUCAUCAUGCUCAGAAAGUAGCUGAACUCUGUGACUGGAACGGCAGAGGGAACAUACUCUCAUGGGUUCCUUCCCCUUUGUUGUCAAGUGUCCUGGAGUUGUGCACACGCAAAUUCGGUCACACCUCCAGUGUCAUUGUCUCUCCUGCCCUUUGACAAUCAGGUGCUAAUGAUUAUAUAUUAUUGGAACCAGCACAUAAGUAUUGUCAUGUAAGUGUCUGUUCCUCCUAGGUUGGAAGAGGUGCUUUUCUCCUGUCUCAGUCCUGCUCAGAGUGCAUGUCAGUUACAUUGUUUUCGCCUCUGUUUUGUCAGUUAGGAGAAUUGGGGGGAGAGGGAAUUAUUAAAACUGAGUUUUGGGUUUGGCACAAUUCUCAAUCAUGAUGAUACUCUUCACAAUGUAUAGUAAAUCUACCCUUACUGUAAGAUCCAGUUUCAUCUUUUCUUUUCCUGCAGUAUAGGACUCCAGUGUUAUGUUUACAAUCUGUUGGAUGGUUCAGUGUGAUAAGACCUUGGUACCCAAAGAAUUGUUCCCCUUUUGGCAUCAGACCAAGGUCUUUUAGAAGAAACUACUACCUGUGAAGACCUGUUUUGGCUAAUCUGUGCAAACUCUGAUUAUACUCACUCGUUUGUAUUAUGGCCCACACUACUUUCAUUUUCGUUAAGUGUUAAGACUUAGAAAGCUAGAAUAAUACUUCUACAAAGAAUUAAAAGUAUGUGAUAUUCUGAGGGUGUUUUUUCUUCUUUUUAGAACUGUAUUUAAACGAGACUUCUUCUUAAGUGUUGUUUAAAAUUUAAGUUUCAAACCUGGCAUCACCAGACUACCAAAUCAACACCUAUGGCAUAAAACAGGGCAGUAUUUGUGUUCUUGGUUAAACAAAGGAGAAAGCUUUAUGUAUGUGUGCUCUAUAAAUACAAAUGCAUAGACAACACUUUCCCUUGAGUUGCGCCUCAACGUAUAGCAUUGUAUAUUACAAUGAAAGUUUGUAACUUAAGGGUAUUAUAUAUAUAAAUAAAUAUAUACCUUUGUAAUCUUUAUACUGUAAAUAAAAAAUUGCUUU
Phyllostomus discolor (pale spear-nosed bat) is the source of this 8942-nucleotide messenger RNA. RefSeq names its product syntrophin beta 2 (gene SNTB2). Bases 86 to 1708 code for a protein of 540 amino acids. Lineage: Eukaryota; Metazoa; Chordata; Mammalia; Chiroptera; Phyllostomidae. Gene Ontology annotation, cellular component: synapse; intracellular anatomical structure; dystrophin-associated glycoprotein complex. Gene Ontology annotation, molecular function: protein binding; structural molecule activity. The transcript has 7 exons. The record is from RefSeq and is a predicted model, not a curated record.